AUGGACACACUGAAGCUCAAGAAGGCCUGGGAAACGGCCCUCGCCCCGGCUAAGAGCCUCCCCAUGACCGCCUUCAUGAUGUACAUGUCCGGCAACUCGCUCCAGAUCUUCAGCAUCAUGAUGGUCUUCAUGGCCUUCAAGAACCCGCUCAUCGGCCUCCUCAACGUCAACGCCGCCUUUGCCCGCUUCGAGUCCGAGUCGAACCGCGACAAGAUGCUGCAGGUCAAGAUGGCCUACGUCGCCAUGCAGAUCCUCGCCCUCGCCGUGGGCGUGUGGAAGAUUAAUGCGAUGGGGUUAUUGCCAACCACUCGGUCGGAUUGGCUGGCUUGGGAACAUCUGAGGGAACCUCUGGAGCGAGCUGUCCCGGCUUUGUGA
Molecule: messenger RNA, 375 nt
Organism: Sodiomyces alkalinus F11
Lineage: Eukaryota; Fungi; Ascomycota; Sordariomycetes; Glomerellales; Plectosphaerellaceae
Product: DUF1077-domain-containing protein
Exons: 2
Coding region: 1-375 (124 amino acids)
Biological process (GO): protein folding in endoplasmic reticulum
Cellular component (GO): EMC complex
Source: RefSeq, a predicted model, not a curated record